This is a messenger RNA of Pristis pectinata (smalltooth sawfish), 1173 nucleotides long. Its product is annotated as heparan sulfate glucosamine 3-O-sulfotransferase 2-like. The coding region runs from base 1 to 1173 and encodes 390 amino acids. Lineage: Eukaryota; Metazoa; Chordata; Chondrichthyes; Rhinopristiformes; Pristidae. The transcript is spliced from 2 exons. Gene Ontology annotation, molecular function: [heparan sulfate]-glucosamine 3-sulfotransferase activity. The record is from RefSeq and is a predicted model, not a curated record.
AUGGCAUCUAGACCGGCCAUUCGAGUGGCGCCGCCUUCCUCCAGGUUAAGUCGCAGGGUGCUGUUCAUCUUCAGUCUAUCCCUCUGCUUCACCUACCUGUGUUACAACCUCCUCUUCUGCGCCCACCCCAUCAUGCAGAGACCUCUCGGCUUCGCGGAAGAUCGAGCCUGUUACUUGCUGCAAGCUGUGCCGCCGAAGAAACUCCUGCACAAGUCCCAGUACUGUGCCAACGAGGCGCCCGGGACCGCCAGCCGCGGCGAAGGGGACCGAGAGCAAGGCAGUCUCCUCCGAGCGUCCCCUCCCGAGCGGCGUCCCACCAGUAGGGCGGUCACCCCGGCGGCUCCGGUGUCGCCUCCUCACCAGCGGGACAGGACCAGCAACGCCACCUCCAGAAUGGGCAACAAGCGCCUGCCCCGGGCUAUCAUCGUCGGCGUGAAGAAAGGAGGCACUCGGGCCGUGCUGGAGUUCAUCCGCGUCCACCCCGAUGUGAGAGCACUGGGCACCGAGCCUCACUUCUUCGAUAGGCACCAUGAAAAGGGGCUGGACUGGUACAGAAGCUUGAUGCCGAAGACGUUGGACGGUCAGCUCACCAUGGAGAAAACACCCAGUUAUUUUGUCACCAAAGAGGCACCAAAGCGAAUCUUCUCCAUGGCAAAGGGCACCAAGCUGGUGGUGGUGGUCAGGAAUCCAGUGACCAGAGCCAUUUCAGAUUACACCCAAACACUGUCCAAGAAACCUGAGAUUCCAACCUUUGAGGUUCUGGCCUUCAAGAACAGGACUCUAGGCCUGAUUGAUGCCUCUUGGAGUGCCAUCCGUAUUGGGAUCUAUGCCUUGCACCUGGAGAACUGGCUCCAGUUCUUUCCCCUCUCCCAGAUCCAUUUCGUCAGUGGCGAGAGGCUCAUCAUUGACCCGGCCGGAGAAAUGGGAAAAGUUCAGGACUUCUUGGGCCUCAAGAGGAUCGUCACAGACAAACAUUUUUACUUCAAUAAAACCAAGGGAUUUCCGUGCCUGAAGAAACCCGAGAGCAGCAGCCUGCCAAGAUGCCUGGGCAAAUCUAAAGGAAGGACUCAUGUCCAGAUCGACUCAGAUGUUAUUGAGCAACUAAAAGAAUUUUACAGACCAUAUAAUAUAAAGUUUUAUCAAAUGGUAGGACAGGACUUUCGAUGGGACUAA